AAAAGCCUCUCGGCCCACACUUGUUUGAAGACAGUACACUAACUCAAAAGACAGAGAGAUAGAGCAAAAGAAACCUUCCAUUUCAAGAAAGCAUCAUUCUUGUUUGUUGGUGUGUCCGAAAAUGGAAGAUCUUGAAGAUGAGUACAAGAAUUAUUGGGAAACCACAAUGUUCUUCCAGAAUCAAGAACUCGAAUUCGACAGCUGGCCGUUGGAAGAAGCGUUUUCGGGUUCCGGUGACUCGAGUUCGCCGGACGGAGCAGCAACCUCUCCGGCUUCUUCAAAGAACGUUGUCUCCGAGAGGAACCGACGGCAAAAGCUUAACCAGAGACUCUUCGCUCUCCGAUCAGUCGUUCCCAACAUAACCAAGUUGGACAAGGCAUCUAUCGUCAAAGAUUCAAUCGACUAUAUGCAAAAACUUAUUGAUCAAGAGAGAAGACUAGAAGCAGAGAUCCGAGAGCUGGAAUCACGAUCAGUAUUGCUAGAAAAUCCUAUAAAAGAUUAUGAUUGCAUCAAUAAUUUCCUUGAAAAUCAGCAGCAAGAUCUCUUAGACAAUAAUGUCACGAGAUCAAAGAAGUCCAGGCAGAUGGAUUACAAUACUUCUGGAUCAUCAGUUGCUGGACUACAUAAUCAAUCCCUCAUUGAAGUUCUCGAAAUGAAGGUGACGUGGAUGGGAGAGAGGACAGUGGUGGUAUGCAUAACAUGUAGCAAGAGGAGAGAAACAAUGUUGCAGCUUUGUAAAGUAUUGGAGUCUUUGAAUCUCAACAUUGUCACUACUAACUUCUCUUCCUUCUCCUCUCGUCUCUCCACCACUCUCUUCCUCCAGGUAACUUUCUCUAUCGAUCUUUUUUAUUUUUACAUUUUCAAAUGUGUGGUAAAUUUGCUACAUUUUGUGUUAAUUAGCACAAAUGUAGUGAAACAUAUAUCACUGUUUGAGGUUAAAGUUUGAACUCUAUAUAACGGAAUUACAUUUUUUUUAAAUGUCUUGUUUUGGUUCAUACUUUUAUUUUUCAGUGAUCGAAUUAAGUUAUACUAUCUCCGUUUCAAAAAUAUAAUUUUUUUAGUAUUUUUCACACAUAUUAAGAAAACACAUUAAACUACCAUAAUAAAUAUUUUAUUUUCUGUAAUUUUCAAUAACUUUUAAUAAAUAUUAAUUCAAUAAAGUCAAUUAAUUUUUUUGAAGUUUACAACUUUUUUCAUAGAAAACACAAAAAUACAUCUUUGUGAAACAAUUUUUUUAAUAUAAAAUUUAUCUUAAUGGAACGGAGGGAGUAUGUUUUUUCGAACAAUCAGUUAAGAACAUUCUAUCAAAAAUUGUUUAGAUUGAUAUUCUGAUGUUAAUUAGCUUUAAAACUAGCUGAUGGCACUUGCCGGCUUUAAAUACACCGACCAAACAUAUUUGUCCAUUUAUUCGGUCACAACUAUUAAGAUUUUUAGAUAUUAGUAAAUUAUAUAUAUAUAUAUAUAUAUAUAUAUAUAAUUUAUACCAAAUUUAGACCUUAAUAUAUAUUUUUCAUUUUGGUAAUUUGGGAGAAAAAAAUUGUCGCCUGACGGCACGUAGACAACCUUUCAAUCAAUCAAUUAUGCGAAUAAAAACAUAAGACUAAAUAGUCAAAACAUGCUUUAGUAAAAGUGGAUUCAUUAUUGGUUACAGAAAUUGCUUGUUCUUACAAAAAUGAUUAAAACAAUCCAAACUAGCUAUUUUUUGGGAAAUCACUAUCAAAUUCAAAAGAUAAAACUUUAGACGGGCCCAUUUAAUUACCACUUUGUUCACACAUGCCUCCAUUAAGUGGCCCUUAAUUCACACUAUUACACUUUAAGUAUAAGUAUUUAACAAUCUUGGUUAUAUAUUUCAUAUCAUCUAUCUAUAUAUAUAAAAAUAUGUUCGCCUCCCUCCUGUGAUGUCACGUCAUCAAGUCGUGCGUUAUGUGAGUGACACGUGUCCCAUUUUAUAUUUGGGGUCAAAAUAAAACAAAAAACUGUCAGGAGUAAUUGAACCCAACACAUCCAGCACUGAUAAUUUCUCUUAGAACCACUAGGCUAAAAUCACUUUUUAUAAAUAUGAAGCCGCGAAAAUACUUAUUAUCGUGUUGGCUGGAAGCCCAUGCUUCUUCUGCUUGUGGCCAGGGCCGGCACUGGACUAAUGUCAAGAUGAAGAUCGUGAAAUUAAAAACUUUGCUCCAAACAGUUUUGCAAUGUUUCCAACCUUUAUAACUUGAUGCAUAUAAUAUAUAUCAAAAUACAUUUGUUGUACACGAUUUUAUUAGUUUUACUUUUAAAAAAAGGUAUUUGCAGUUAUAAAUGUUUUGUGCCAAUGAAGUAAUGGUUGAAAAACCUCUAUACAUAUCCCUUUCUUAUUAUUUGAGGAGCAUUAAAAAUAAAUAACCUUUAGUUCAUGUGUUUAUUACAAGUGUGCCAUUUCUUAUGUGGCAACUCCACAAGCUCUCUCACAUAUUCUAUUUAAAACCCCUUUGUUAACUAGAGUAAUUACACAACAUGCCAUUGAUCAAAACAUUAUAAUUACCUUAGUUUUGUCUACAUUUGUCACAUAUAUACGUUGAUACGUAUUACAUCAAAUCUUAUCAUUUAUUUCUUGCGUUAGUUACCUUAACCGAAGUUCUACGUAUUAUAUCAAAAAUUUUAAAGUUAUGUUAAUUACCUUGACUGAAGUUUUUUCAUUAAUUUGUUUCAAUACAAAAACAUUACUGACAUACGUAGUGGUCUAAUUUUUUAAUUCAAAAAUGAAUAUAAAUGCGAAAAAUUAAUGUUCGAUUAUCAACCAAAGUUUGUUUUUCUGUAAAAUCCUAAAAAUUAUUUGAUGAUCAAUACGUGCUCAAGUGAUUGAUUUUCUUAAAAAUGCGAAAAAAUAUUUGUUCUCUUAAAAAUAUAUCAAGAAAAAAAACUUUUUUUCUUAAAAUAGUGAAACAGAAGAACCAUGCAUACGACAUAUACUUGCCCCAAUUCAUUAAAUUGCUAGAUGAUCUCCGCUUUGCGAUUGUAGAAACUAAGGUACAAUACGAUUUUCUGGCAUACACAUAUAAAAACUUACCUUAGGUGAUCUAUCGUAAUUAAGAUUUUAACGCCAACUUGCAUAAUGCAAAUAAUGGCGGAGCAAAUUGCCCAUGAUUCAAAUGUUAUUUGCAAGGAAGAAAUUGAUUGAUGAUUGGGAAAAAUGAAACUUCUAAUAACUUUGACAUAUUUUUAAAUUACAAAUUUGGUAAACUGAUGGUAAUAAUACGUGAUUUGCAAGGACUUGAUUUUUGUAUAUAAGGAACGUAUAUUAAGGUUCAAAUGAUUGUAAUCAAUUAAUAAUCGUGAACUUUUUUGAAUUUGUUCAAUUGCGAUUGAUAAAAGGAAAUUUGCAUUAACUAUUUACAAUAUUAAAGUAAUUCUCAACUAAGAUUGGAACGCAAGUUAUGUGUAAUAUUCAAUUUAGUUACGACCAUUAUUUUGAAUCUAUAUGACCACACGGCGAUUUUUUUUUAGUAUAAAUAUACGGCUUCUAUAAUUCAGAAAACUCACCACACAUUUUUUCUCGACUUUGCUCAUAUCAAAACAUUCUCUCAAGCAAUCAAAUGGUUGGCUUUAACUUUGUUUCCGAUUUGAAACCAUUCAAGACAUUGUUUCUUUUAUAUUUUAUUAGUCUAUUAUUUAUGUUUUGUUUUAUUUUAUAUUUAUAAUUUAUUUUAUGCAAAUAAAUAUACAAUUUUUAAACAAAAUUUUCGCAGGUUAAUUUAGAUUGACAUAUUAAAUUUCGUCUAACCCUUACUUUAUAACAUAUAGUAUUUUUUGCUAUGACUUUAAUUUUUAUUAUGUCUACAUAUUAAAAGUGAUAAUAUUUUGAAAUCUAUUUAUUCCGCGCAUGGCGCGGGUUAUCACCUAGUAUCAUUUUAAAAUAACACCCAACUUCUAUAUAUAGUCAAUACAUAUAUCCAUGUUAUAUUCUAGACUAAAUAUUUUCUCU
Brassica napus (rape) is the source of this 3961-nucleotide messenger RNA. Its product is annotated as transcription factor bHLH27. Gene Ontology annotation, biological process: regulation of DNA-templated transcription. Gene Ontology annotation, cellular component: nucleus. The record is from RefSeq and is a predicted model, not a curated record. The transcript has 4 exons. The coding region runs from base 122 to 946 and encodes 274 amino acids. Lineage: Eukaryota; Viridiplantae; Streptophyta; Magnoliopsida; Brassicales; Brassicaceae. Gene Ontology annotation, molecular function: protein dimerization activity; sequence-specific DNA binding; DNA-binding transcription factor activity.